CAUGCACGUCACGCACUGUUGUAUUCUUGAAUUUUUGUCCCCGGAUUGAUCGGAGUCCUAGCGCUGUGCGUGAAAUAAACAGACGUUGAAAGUAGGCCAUGGCAAAUGCCAACCCGUAUGAAAUUAUUACGUGUAUUUUAAAAUAAAUAGUGUUUAACUUUUAUAAAAACUUUUACAAUGGAAAUAGUGGACGUCGAAGAGUGUCAGACUGACCCGACCGCGGUCACCCGAAAGAAAAGUUUAUGGGCUAAAAUUAACAAUAGGACGACGUACGGCUAUUUGUUUAAUAUUAUUGUAACGAUUAUAUUGCUCACGUGUGUGGUGUUAGUGCUGUACUUCUUCAAGGAGUAUUUGAGGGCGAUAUUAUUUUGGGUGAACUCUCAGGACCCUUGGAUAAUAUUUUUGUUGUUUGUGGGAUUGUUUUUGCUGGUGAGUUUCCCAGUGACUAUUGGGUAUUUGGUGUUGAUAAUAACAAGUGGUUACUUGUUGGGGAUUUUGCACGGUUUGGGAACUGUGUUGGUGUGUGCGAACUUUGGAGUGGCGGUGGCCCACUAUACGCUGCGGGCAAUGAGGAGCUACCUGCCGCUGGACCGACUGCUGAAGAAUGAGACGGCGCGGGCCCUGCUGAAAGUCAUCGCGGGCCCGCAAGCCUUCAAAAUAGUGUUCUUUGCCAGACUCACGCCAAUCCCGUUUGGAUUGCAGAACACGAUUUUCGCCGUGAGCGACGUGCGAGGAUGCGGGUACCAUCUAGCGACGCUGCUGGGCUUGCUGCCGGCUCAGGUCAUCAACGUGUACCUGGGCUCCACCCUGCGGUCCAUACACGAGGUGCUGGAUGACUCGCACAUCACCGGCUACAUCGUGUUCGCGUUUCAGAUACUGAUCGGCAUAACCCUCAUGGUGUGGGUGGUCCAAAAAGCCCGCAAAGAGCUGACGAUCGCUAUCAUGGCCGCCGAGUCGUUAUCCACGUCGUCGAGCUCCACGCUCAGCUAGCCCACGCCUCGCGCGUCCACCGACCUGGACAGCGUCUCCGAGGAACGAUCCAGCUAGGGUCUACUCGACGGGUGCUUCGGACCCGCCGACGCCCAAGACGAAACGUACGUGUGAAUUUAAGGGUCAGAACGACCCUGUGAUACUAAGUAUAAUCGCCAAUUUACCUCCAAGAGGAUAGCCGUAAGUCCUGUGAGAUAAGUGUAACGCUGUUGAUGUUCGAACAGUAGAUACGUUCUACGUACAACCGUUUUAGUGUAAUGUUUAUAUUAAACGCGCGAGUGAGACUGCAUGAUGUUAGUAAAAAUAAUACCAAUAUCUCGACGAUCUCCGAAUCUUCGCCACUUUGGUGGCCAGUUUUCAAAGUCAUCUUCAUAUUUUUCAUGAAAUUUCAAACAUUUUUACGAUGGACGCCCUGGAACGGGUCCAAAAACGGGACGCAUUCCCGGGGAAACAAACAGAUUUACAGCUCGCACGAGACAAACAAGCUCGUACAUAAAGUACAGUCGACAUUAUGUCCUUCAAGAGAUCACCGAUAAACACAAUUUUUGGAUGAGAUCUAAACUCGGGAGUCUUCGUAAUACCGUAAGGCGUAGUAGCCAUGAUGAUAGAACGUGAACACAUUUUGUGAAUUUUAAGUUCCUAUUUCGUUCUUCCACAACAACGGUAUGAAAUUAUGGUUGAAGAUAAUUAUGGGACUAAGUUUUACCUUAAUUUAAAUCAGACUAUUAGAGAGCGCGAAGAUAGACGUUGCCGCGUUGGGAGAAAGGAAAGUACCUACCUAUCAUACGCUUCGUUAACAACGAUAUUCGUUCGUAUCAAAAUUUAGUCUCGAUUAUAAUCAAAGGUCAAUCAACUAUACAUUCAAAACUGGUUGGCGAAUAAUGUCAAUAAGAUCGAUUUUUCCUUUGUUUGACCUUUUUAUUUGGGUAAUGUCAAUGGUACUAUUAAUCUGUACCAGGGCCAGACGUCUGGCGCCUACUAAGCCUUCGAGUGACGCCAAUGCCUGCAUCUUCUCAGUCU
Messenger RNA from Ostrinia nubilalis (European corn borer), 2010 nucleotides. RefSeq names its product transmembrane protein 64. Gene Ontology annotation, biological process: regulation of cytosolic calcium ion concentration. Bases 178 to 990 code for a protein of 270 amino acids. Gene Ontology annotation, cellular component: endoplasmic reticulum. The record is from RefSeq and is a predicted model, not a curated record. The transcript has 3 exons. NCBI's taxonomy places the organism in Eukaryota, Metazoa, Arthropoda, Insecta, Lepidoptera, Crambidae.